UGUCGCUUGACUUAAAAAGCCUAGUCAUAAUUAUUUUUGAAUCGACAGUUCUUUCGCUGUUUAAGGCAUUUGCAAAGACGAAUAGAACCAUUUCCGACUUUGAAUUACAAUGCAGUCGAUUAAGUUAAACAAUGGCAGAUCAAUUCCGUCGCUAGGCCUCGGAACUUGGAAAAGUAAACCGGGCGAAGUCGCCAAUGCAGUUAAAGUAGCCAUUGAGGCCGGCUACAGACAUAUAGAUUGUGCUGCAGUUUAUGGCAAUGAAAAGGAAGUAGGAGAGGCUCUAAAAGCUUGCAUUGGAACUACGGUGAAAAGAGAGGAUCUGUUUAUCACCUCUAAACUAUGGAACACAAAGCAUAACCCUGCAGAUGUGCUACCUGCUCUGAAGCGCACACUGAGUGACCUACAACUAGACUACCUUGACCUUUACCUUAUACACUGGCCAUUAUCUUUUGAAGAUGGUGAUAACCCUUUCCCUAAGGAAGCUGAUGGAAGUGUAAUCUAUGCAUAUCAUGAUCCAUGUGAUACCUGGAAAGCUAUGGAGCCCUUAGUGGAUGAAGGCUUAGUUAAAGCUAUUGGAUUGUCAAAUUUUAACAGUAAACAAGUUGAUGACAUUAUAGAGAAGAGCCGUGUAAAGCCUGCUGUACUACAGGUGGAGUGUCAUCCCUACCUCAAUCAAGCUGAUCUUUUGGCUCAUUGCAGGAAGAGAGAUGUGGUUGUAACAGCAUACAGCCCUCUGGGAUCACCUGAUCGUCCGUGGGCAAAACCUGGAGAUCCCUACCUUCUGGAUGAUCCCAAGAUGGUGGCAAUUGCCAGUAAAUAUGGCAAGUCUCCUGCGCAGGUCUGUAUCCGCUUUCAGAUACAGCGUGGUUUGUCUGUUAUACCCAAGAGUGUUACUCCUGCUCGCAUUAAGAGCAACUUUGAGGUUUCUGAUUUUCAACUGUCUGAUGAAGACAUGAAGGUUAUUGAAUCCUUUAACAGACCUUGGAGAGCUUGUAUUCCAAUGAUAGAGGUUGAUGGCAAGAAAGUUCCAAGAGAUGCUGCCCAUCCUUAUUUCCCAUUCAGUAUAUCAUAUUAAUAUCUCCCCUUUUUGUGCUUAUUGCUCACAAAUAUUUACAUACUGACAACUUCUAAUGUGGCUUUUU
Messenger RNA from Pocillopora verrucosa, 1142 nucleotides. RefSeq names its product aldo-keto reductase family 1 member A1-like. Gene Ontology annotation, molecular function: aldose reductase (NADPH) activity. Lineage: Eukaryota; Metazoa; Cnidaria; Anthozoa; Scleractinia; Pocilloporidae. Gene Ontology annotation, cellular component: cytosol. Gene Ontology annotation, biological process: aldehyde catabolic process. The record is from RefSeq and is a predicted model, not a curated record.